This is a messenger RNA of Cantharellus anzutake, 765 nucleotides long. RefSeq lists its product as uncharacterized. The record is from RefSeq and is a predicted model, not a curated record. Lineage: Eukaryota; Fungi; Basidiomycota; Agaricomycetes; Cantharellales; Hydnaceae. The coding region runs from base 1 to 765 and encodes 254 amino acids. The transcript is spliced from 3 exons.
AUGUCUUUGGCUAAGGGGAUCAAGGGGAUGUUCUCAAAGAAAUCCAAAUCGUGGAAAGAUCAUCAAGCUUCGAGGGUACCUUCCGCUUCACGCUUGCCGUCUCCUGCAGUCGACACCAGGGGAGAUGCCAAGGGAGGCAUCGGGGGCGGCACAGGUGCCGGAUCCGUCCGGAAAGGUGUUCUGAGCGUGCUUCGUGUCGUGCAUGCGAGCCUAGAUGGUGUCCCUGUUCCUGGCCUCAAAAGUGUGAUUGGUGGUUUGCUUGAAGUUGUUAGCCAAUUAGAGAGAGUCGGAGCAAAUGCCAAGGCGAUUCAUCAGCUCCAGAACAGCAUCGAAUUCUUUGUUCACUCAAUAUCGGAGCCUCUCAAACAAUAUGGUGCCAAAAAUCCUGUUCCUCACGGGAUUUCUAGAGCCAUCAAGGCUGUAUCAACAUAUGUUUAUGCCUCCGGCUGCUUCUCAGGGUCAGGACAAUCUGACCAUUUCAGUGAAAUCGCUGCGACCACCACACCAUCGCAAUCAUAUCUAGACAAAAACCCUGCCUGCCUCUGGGCAAAUUGCGACAAAAUCGAAGGGGAUGUUUGCCUGGCUGGAGAGAGGAUACGUGAUGCCUUGAUGGCCUUUCAAGCUUCGCAAGCGAUUCAAGUCCAUAUAGGAAUGAUAAGUGUCAGAGACCAGGUUCGAGACAAAGGAAAGUCUCCGUGGCGGAGGGCUUCGGCCUCAGCGACUUAUGCCAAGAGCGCUGUGCCUAGUGACACGUCCGUGCCCUAA